This is a messenger RNA of Frankliniella occidentalis (western flower thrips), 1227 nucleotides long. RefSeq lists its product as uncharacterized. The coding region runs from base 4 to 1227 and encodes 407 amino acids. Lineage: Eukaryota; Metazoa; Arthropoda; Insecta; Thysanoptera; Thripidae. The transcript is spliced from 4 exons. The record is from RefSeq and is a predicted model, not a curated record.
GCCAUGGAUAUUUUGCUGGACGACGAGGACGGCCUCGGGGGCCAGAAUUUAGUGUGGACUGCUGACGAGAAUGACGAUGACAAUGUGUGGGCAAGUGUCAUGGAGGUGCCCGGGCAGAAGAAGGAGUCAGUCCUUUUUCUAGACGAAGACACAUCAUACGUCUACAGGGCUAAAACAAAAAAGUGGGAGUACAACAGGAGGUACUUGAAGUGCCGCAAGAGGCACUGCUACGCCAAAGCAGUCUUAAAGCGAGCAAAUGGGUUGCAGUAUAUUUGCCAAACAAGUUCUCACCAUCACCUUCCUGAAAAAUCAUUUCUUGAGGCAAAUCAGUUCCGGCAGAUAUUGUACAAGAGGGCCAGAAAUGAGUGUACAGCACUUUCUGAAAUCCACCGACAGGAGUUGGCCAAGAUUGAAGAUGAGCAUGUGAUUGCCAAAAUGACCUACGCCAGACUGCAAUCAUCAAUGCAAAGGCAGCGGAAUGUCGUCUACCCUCCCUUGCCUAAAACAUUAGCUGAAUUUUGUCUUAGCCUAGAUGAGCCCCAAUAUGCGGAGAGGUUUGGAAAGACAAGGGAUGGCAAGAGAUACUUCCGCACGUGGAGAACUGGAAGUGCAUUAGAAGGAACAGUUGCUAUUUUUGUAAGCGAGCACUUUGAACCAAUGCUAUCUACAAGUCAUUGCUUUCAAAUUGACGGGCAUUUUAAAAUGAGCCCCAACAUUAGUGAUGUUUACCAGCAAGUAACAAUUAUGCCAGUUUCAUACGACCAUGUAUUUCCAGCUGUGACCAUACUCAUGACCAGAAAAACGAAGGCUGCUUACAAAAUGGCAUUCCAGUGCUUGAAAGAGGAAGUUCCAACAAUUAAUAUGCCACAUAUUAUGAGCGACUUUGAAAAGGGUCUCCUUGGAGCUCUUCGGGAAGAAUUCCCAGCUGCACAUUUGACAGGCUGUCUAUUUCAUCUGGAUCAGGCCAUGUGCAAGAAAGCAUCAAAAAUCGGCUUGAGGCCUCUUUUGAAUGAAGAUGAUCCUGCUGGAAAAGCUCGUGGAAAAGUAGUUAGAAUGUGCAUGGCACUGCCUUUUCUACCUGCCGAAAAAAUUGACGAGGGUUUCAGAGCAGUCAGAGAUCACUCAAGAAUCCAGAACUACAACGAGUUGGAACCAUUUUUAGACUAUGUGGAAAGGACUUGGUUGCAAGGUAAAACUAUCCAAGAGAAAUUAUAUUAUUUGCACUGA